This is a messenger RNA of Penicillium bovifimosum, 1065 nucleotides long. Its product is annotated as IGBP1/TAP42 family protein. Gene Ontology annotation, cellular component: cytosol. Gene Ontology annotation, biological process: regulation of signal transduction; regulation of dephosphorylation. The record is from RefSeq and is a predicted model, not a curated record. The transcript is spliced from 3 exons. Lineage: Eukaryota; Fungi; Ascomycota; Eurotiomycetes; Eurotiales; Aspergillaceae. Gene Ontology annotation, molecular function: protein phosphatase 2A binding. The coding region runs from base 1 to 1065 and encodes 354 amino acids.
AUGGAGGAACCUCAGAGUCUACGAUCUCUGUUCGCCGCAGCCAAGGCACAGAAGAAUGCACUAGGAUCGCGGGGCGACACCAACAGCGAGACCUACCGAGAAGAGGUGACUGGGACGAUCGCCAAAUUCCUAGAAUGCCAACGGCAAGUGAGCAUGCUGUCUUUGUUCAGCUCCAAUGAGCUGCUGGAAGAUGUGUCAACAGCCGAUAUCCAGUACAUGACGCUCGAAUAUCACCUAGCCGAACUCAUGCAGCGGGCUACGAGCUCCGACCGCGAAAACGCCCUAAAGUCUGCCCUCGAAUAUUAUGAGAAAUACCUGAUGCGCUUGGAUGAGUACCUGCUACUAUCGGGAGGAGAUAAGAAGCUCUUUGAGCAAUAUAUGGCCAAUUCGACUUCGUUUACACUGGCACCUGCAAACGACGCCGCCGCACGACGAGAGAUCAAAGUAAGACGGUUCAGGGAAGAAAAGGAGCUCAAGCAGAAAUUGGAGUACUUUGCCCAAAAUGAAGCUCGUCUGCAAAGCGAUGAUGAUGAUACCCGGUCCCUCUACCUAGCAGAGAUCCAGCUAUACACCCACCAAACCUUCCAGGCCUUAGAUCUCCUGAUCCAGGAAUUAUCGAUACUUUCAGCCAUGCGCAACGCGCCGCCCCGCCCACCACCCACGGACGAUCCCAGACAGCGAAGCAACAUCGGAGGAUUAAAUUAUUCAGAACGUUUGGACCCUUCAACGUCACAACUUUUGAGGGGCGGUAGAGGUGGGCCUCUCCUUAAUAGCAAAGGAAAGCCCAUGCAGCCAUUCACGUUGCUGGGCCGGCGAUCGGAGAUGCAAAAAGGAGUCUUUCGUCCAGGCCAUAACCUUCCUACUAUGACAAUUGAGGACUAUCUCGACGAAGAACACAGACGGGGCGGUAUCAUUGAAGGCGGAGGGGAGAAAUCCGGCAUCAAACCGGAAGUCGACGAGGAUGAUCAUGACAUUGCUGACCAGGAAACAUUGAAGGCAAGAGCUUGGGACGAGUUUACGGAGGCCAACCCUAAGGGUGCUGGAAACACACUGAACCGCGGAUGA